Penicillium soppii is the source of this 2871-nucleotide messenger RNA. RefSeq names its product snoRNA-binding rRNA-processing protein DIP2. The coding region runs from base 1 to 2871 and encodes 956 amino acids. Gene Ontology annotation, biological process: maturation of SSU-rRNA. The transcript is spliced from 3 exons. The record is from RefSeq and is a predicted model, not a curated record. Gene Ontology annotation, cellular component: small-subunit processome; Pwp2p-containing subcomplex of 90S preribosome. Gene Ontology annotation, molecular function: snoRNA binding; protein binding. NCBI's taxonomy places the organism in Eukaryota, Fungi, Ascomycota, Eurotiomycetes, Eurotiales, Aspergillaceae.
AUGGUGAAAUCAUACUUUAAAUUCGAGCACUCGAAUACGUUCGGGCUCGUCGCCUCGGCGUCCUCCAAUGCGAUCUGGGCCAAAGAUGAACAGACCGGUGUCGCACGCCAGACGGGCGCCGGACGAGCCAUUGUGGGUGCCAGUGAGGAAGUUUUGUGCUGGGAUAUCAAGAAGGGAGAACUUCUAGGAAGAUGGCGCGAUUCUGGCUGCAGAGCCCAAGUCAGUGUCGUCUCGCAGAGCCAAACGGACGAAGAUAUCUUCGCAGUUGGAUACGAGGAUGGAAGUAUUCGUCUCUGGGAUUCACGGACCGGCACCGUUAUUAUCUCUUUCAACGGCCACAAAUCCGCCGUCACCAAGUUGGCCUUCGACAGCGCCGGCGUGCGCCUCGCAAGUGGCUCAAGGGACACCGACAUCAUCGUUUGGGAUCUGAUUACUGAAGUCGGUCUUUUCAAACUUCGUGGGCAUACCGAUCAGAUCACAUCGCUGCACUUCCUUUUCCCUUCUCAAGAACUGCUCACUGCGUCUGGAUUGAGUGAGCACGCAGGAUUCCUUUUGACCACCGGAAAGGAUGCGUUGAUCAAGGUUUGGGACCUCGCGUCGCAGCACUGCAUUGAAACACAUGUGGCACAAUCAAACGGCGAGUGCUGGGGCUUGGGCCUUUCGCCCGACCAGGGUGGAUGUAUCACAGCCGGCAAUGAUGGCGAACUCAGAGUGUGGUCGAUUGACGAGGCCGCUAUGAUGGUUAUCUCCAGAGAGAAGGUCAGCGCGGACGGUCGCAGAAUCUUAACCGACCGAGGAACCUUCUAUCGUCAUGGCAAGGACCGCACAAUUGGCAUCCGAUUCCACCCCCGUUCAGACUAUGUUGGAUUCCACGGCUCCGACAAGUCGGUUGAGGUCUGGCGUAUUCGCUCGCAGUCCGAGGUACAAAAGAGCAUGGCACGGAAGAACAAGAGAAGAAAGGAGAAGGCUGCGCAGAAGGCUGAGGAUGACGCGCCAAAGGAGGACGAGAAGCCCGAAGAUGCUGCCGCCGCCCCCGUAUCGGAAGUCUUUGUUCAGCAUGUCAUCGUUCGAACUGGCGGAAAGGUCCGUUCUUUUGAUUGGAUGACCAACAAAUCAAGUGGCUUGAACCUCCUGGCCGCAACCACAAACAACCAGCUUGAGGCCUACACAGUUGUGCCGGCGAACAAAAAGAACACUGACAGUGAGGACUCCGAUUAUACCCGCAGCCUGGCAGUAGAUAUCCCUGGUCACCGAACAGAUAUUCGGUCGAUUGCGUUGAGCUCUGACGACCGAAUGCUUGCCUCUGCCUCAAACGGUACUCUUAAGAUUUGGAACGUACUCACAGAAAGCUGUCUUCGAACACUCGAGUGUGGCUAUUCUCUGUGUUCCGCGUUCCUUCCUGGUGACAAGAUUGUGGUGGUCGGUAAUAAGAACGGAGAACUCGAGGUGUUUGAUAUUGCGUCCUCCACAUUGUUGGAUACCAUCAAAGCCCACGACGGCCCUGUGUGGUCAUUGCACGUCCACCCCGACGGAAAAUCCAUGGUCAGUGGAAGCGCAGACAAGACUGCCAAGUUCUGGAACUUCCAGGUCGUUCAGGAAGAGAUUCCUGGAACUAAGCGCACCACCCCUCGUCUCAAGCUGGCCCACACAAGGACCCUCAAGGUCAACGACGAUAUUCUCAACCUUCGUUUCUCUCCAGAUGCACGACUUUUGGCAGUUUCCCUCCUUGAUAACACUGUCAAGGUCUUCUUCGUUGACUCGCUGAAGCUGUUCCUCAACCUCUACGGACACAAGCUUCCAGUCCUGAGCAUGGAUAUCUCCCACGACAGCAAACUCAUUGUUACUUGCUCUGCCGACAAGACGGUUCGUCUCUGGGGUCUGGACUUUGGUGAUUGCCACAAGGCAUUCUUGGCGCAUGAGGACAGCAUCAUGGCAGUAGCAUUCGUUCCCCACAACAAGGAUGGAAACGGUCACAACUUCUUCAGUGCCAGCAAGGACCGCAUUAUCAAGUACUGGGAUGGUGAUAAGUUCGAGCAAAUCCAGCGUCUGGUCGGCCAUCACGGCGAGAUCUGGGCGCUUGCCAUGAGUCGCUCCGGCGAUUUCAUUGUCAGUGCCAGCCACGACAAAAGCAUUCGCAUCUGGCAGCAAACAGACGAGCCGCUCUUCCUCGAGGAAGAACGUGAGAAGGAACAGGAAGAGGCAUACGACAGCACACUCACUGCAUCCCUGGAGCAGGAGGAAGACGGUGAAGACGGCGAGAAGGCCGAGGCCGUCGACGCUGGAAAGCAGACGACUGGCACUCUCAUGGCGGGAGAAAAGAUCAUUGAAGCGCUUGAGCUCGGUCUCGAGGACCUCGAAGUCGUGCGCGACUGGCGCAAGGUCAAGGCCGCCAAUCCCAACGCCGCCGCCCCCGAUCGCAACCCUGUCUAUCUGGCUCUCAACAACGUCUCCGCCGAACAACACGUUCUGAACACCGUCCAGAAAAUCCCCGCAGCUGCCCUCCAGGAUGCACUCCUUGUCUUGCCAUUCUCUAAGCUCUCGGCCCUCUUCACAUUCCUCAACAUCUGGGCCGAUCGCGAAUGGAACGUGCCGCUGACCUGCCGCAUUUUGUUCUUCAUUCUGAAGACUCACCACCGCCAGAUCGUGGCCAGUAAGAUGAUGCGCCCCAUGCUCGACAGUAUCCGGGUAUCGCUGCGUCGCGUCCUCGCUCGCCAAAAGGAUGAGAUGGGCUUCAACUUGUCUGCUUUGCAGUUCAUUGGUGACCAGAUCCGGGAGCACGGCACUACGGAUUACGUUGAUGAGGAGACCUGGGAGGAACAGCAGACGUCCAAGGGUACGGGCAAGAAGCGCCAGUUCGUCAGCGUCGCCUGA